This is a messenger RNA of Scatophagus argus, 1216 nucleotides long. RefSeq names its product myotrophin (gene mtpn). The record is from RefSeq and is a predicted model, not a curated record. Gene Ontology annotation, cellular component: nucleus; cytoplasm. The transcript has 4 exons. Gene Ontology annotation, molecular function: protein binding. Gene Ontology annotation, biological process: regulation of barbed-end actin filament capping. The coding region runs from base 319 to 675 and encodes 118 amino acids. Lineage: Eukaryota; Metazoa; Chordata; Actinopteri; Scatophagidae.
UAACGACAUCGGAAACGCUUCUGGCUUGCAGAAAGGCGGAUCCCUUUUUCCUACUUUGGCUUUCAGAACUUCUUUUGAGCCUGUUAUUAUCUGUCAUUCACCGGCAGGUCUCACUUACACGCCGAAUCCAACCACAGUUGUUUUCUUGCUUAUUAAAACGAUAUUCUAUUCAAUCGCUUUUUUUCGGUCGCACUCACUGCUACGACAGGAAGAGUUUUCCAGAUCCAGCUAGCUAACUUUUAACGUACUAGCAAGUUGACAACUGCCCUGCAGCAUAACAUAACAGGGAAGGAGCAACACCAGAGCCAACACAGGAAGAUGGGAGAUAAAGAAUUGACGUGGGCAUUGAAGACCGGAGACCUGGAAGAGGUCAAAGGCAAACUGGUAACGGCUGAAGAUGUUAACCGGACCCUGGAAGGUGGGAGGAAGCCUCUGCACUAUGCUGCAGACUUCGGUCAGACAGAUGUGAUGGAGUUUCUCAUUUCUAAGGGAGCAGAUGUCAAUGCUCCAGACAAACAUGGGCUCACUCCACUGAUUUGUGCCUGUUACGAGAACCACGUCUCCUGUGUCAAGGUCCUGCUAGAAAAGGGAGCUGACAAAGACCGAAAAGGACCGGACGGCAGGAGUCCUUUUGAAGCUGCCGAGAGCGAUGCCAUAAAGGCUCUGCUCAAGUGAGACACCACAGUGUGGGAGGUGGCUGGACAGGUGGGUGGACGGACAGACAGAUGGAUGCAGUGGUCCCCUGACAGAAGAUGGACUCGCCCCUUUUCCUCGAUCAGCCUCUGUCUCAACACUGCUUUUGUCUGUUUGUUGGAGGGUCAUUUUGUCUGUCUGGUGAUUUUCCUUUCCCUUUUUCUCUCCUUUUCCCCAAAUGUUUGGGCUAGGAUUUUCUCUUCUUUUGGCCUCUGUUUGUAGCCAUUUAACAGAAGGACUUGUCCAUUAUGUCUCCCUUAGGGACCAAACACUUGGGGGAGCGCUUCACCCCUGGAUCAUAGAACACUGCUCAGACUAGAAAUCACUCUAUAAUGUAAACGCAAAGCUUAGCACUUAAGUACACAUCUUUCAUUUGCAUCGUUCUCAUAAAACCGUAAGGAAUCAAAUGGUUAUAGAUCAGUAGUGUGUUAACAUUUUGUAUAUUUCAGUAUAAGUAUUGUAGGGGGAGGGCUUAAUCUCAUGAGCAGUAAUUGCACUGUAUACUAGAUAGAGUGGAAAGAAA